AUGUCCAUCAAUGGUGGAGAAGGCACAAAACUCAUUGUUGCGUCCGUCAUACUUUGGACCUUAAGUACCAUCGCUGUACUACUACGAGCAAUUGCAAUUCGGAUCCGCAAAGCCGGCUGGAAGAGCCAUGACUAUCUAACCGCCCUGGCGCUGUUUGGCCUCACCGGCUUUGUGAUAGACGAUAUUGUGGGUGUUCUGGCGGGGGCAUAUGGCUGGAACAUAACCAGCGUCCCCACGGACAAAUUGACGAUUUCUUUGAAAGUAUUGUUCUCAUCGCAAUGGUUUUUCUGUCUAGCGGUAGCAGCCUUUCGUCUGGCCAUCCUAUGUCUGUACCUGGAUCUAUUCAGGGGCAACUGGUUUCGCUGGUGUACAAUCACCACGAUGGCGCUCGUUACGCUAUACUGGAUGGCAUCGGUGUUGACAAUUGCUCUCCUUUGUCGACCUAUUAACGCCAACUGGGAUAUCUCUAUCAAUCGGACAUGCGGGGAUAUAACGAAGGUGGAAUUCGCCUCAGGGAGCUUCAAUCUCGCGGUUGACCUGCUGAUUGUAUCUCUACCCAUGCCCAUAGUGUGGGGUUUGAAUAUGCCCAAGGAGAAGAAGAUCAGUGUUACUGCGGCCUUUCUACUGGGUUUGAUAACGGCGGGUGUGAAUAUUGAACGCAUCAUCCAAACCAGGACAUGCGACGGGACCAAUAUCACCUAUUGCGCACUGGAUGCGUCUAUCCUGUGCAUGGCCGAGAUAGCCUGUGGCAUUUUGGUGUCCUGUGCACCGACACUGGGGCCGAUCUUCUUCCGGUCCCGCGUCGAGGUUGUCAAGCCUCCCGAGAAGCCUCGGCGAGGGCUCCGAACCUUCGGGUCCAUUGGGCGAUCUUUGUCACGCCGGAAGCAACGCGUUGAUACUGUCGCACUGCUCGGUUCACUAGACGAUGAGUUUGAACGGGUUGGCGAGGGCAUCCACCCCCAACAGAUGGCACACCUUCCUUCUCCAGGUGCUUUUUACCAGACAAAUCCAAGUCAGAUUACGGUGCAAAAUAGCUUGUCGGGUGUGCCAGGCGUCUCUACAGAAAUGUUGGUAUAG
Aspergillus welwitschiae is the source of this 1077-nucleotide messenger RNA. RefSeq lists its product as uncharacterized. The coding region runs from base 1 to 1077 and encodes 358 amino acids. The record is from RefSeq and is a predicted model, not a curated record. The transcript is spliced from 4 exons. NCBI's taxonomy places the organism in Eukaryota, Fungi, Ascomycota, Eurotiomycetes, Eurotiales, Aspergillaceae.